This is a messenger RNA of Patiria miniata (bat star), 806 nucleotides long. It is a transcript of the gene snrpc, whose product is annotated as U1 small nuclear ribonucleoprotein C-like. Gene Ontology annotation, molecular function: pre-mRNA 5'-splice site binding; zinc ion binding. The coding region runs from base 157 to 657 and encodes 166 amino acids. Gene Ontology annotation, cellular component: nucleus; U1 snRNP. The transcript has 5 exons. Lineage: Eukaryota; Metazoa; Echinodermata; Asteroidea; Valvatida; Asterinidae. Gene Ontology annotation, biological process: spliceosomal snRNP assembly; mRNA splicing, via spliceosome; mRNA 5'-splice site recognition. The record is from RefSeq and is a predicted model, not a curated record.
GAAAUUAGGCUGGUUCGGUAAGCUGGGAUACACACAUUUCAUUCGUUGAAAAGGGGUCCGACCUGCAGCAGUGGGCAGCACAAAGCGUGCGGAAAACGUACAUCGCACUUGUGAAAUAUUUUGUGAUUCAGUGUUUCGCCUUUCCUCACAAUCAAAAUGCCAAAGUAUUAUUGUGACUACUGUGACACCUACCUCACGCAUGACUCGCCGUCAGUGAGGAAAACACACUGCAAUGGCAGAAAGCACAAAGAGAACGUGCGGAUCUACUACCAGAAAUGGAUGGAGGAGCAAGCGCAGAGUUUGAUCGACAGAACAACGGCCGCAUUCCAGUCUGGUAAGAUCCACCACAACCCCUUCAAUGAGGGGGGCGGGCCUGGCGGGAUGCCCCCACCCCCGGGGGGUGCCGCCGUCCCCCCUCCCUCCAACUACGGUGGACCAAGAGGGCCCAUGCCACCCAGGGGUCCCCCCAUGGGCCCGCCGAUGAUGGGCGGACCACCAGGCCAACGCCCGCUUAUGCAAAACCCACCAGGCCUGAUGAGUAUGGGUCCCAGACCGCCAAUGAUGCCACCCAUCGGACCGAUGCCCCCAGGUGAAAUGCCGCCCCCUGGUGGACUACUCCCCAGACCUGGUCUGCCCAUAUCAAACGGACCAUCCUAAUAUAUUUCUGUAAUCGAUGCUUUUUAGCCAUAGAGCUAUAUUAAACAGGCAUGUAACUUUUCCUCGGAUCAGCUGAUUUCCUCUUUUUUUACUUCCCAUGUGUGUCAUUGAAAAUAGAAAAACACUGUACAAAGUCUGGGAAAAAUUUG